AUGAAGCACGACCAUGCAUGGAAGGCCACCGAAGUUGCCGGCAUCUCCGCGGCGUUGUUGAAGUGGUACGACGCCAAUCGCCGGUGUCUUCCAUGGCGAGGGGACUCGCUGCCGUACCUUGUGCGGGUCCAUGAGCGCGAUGCCGGCUACAAUGCCCCGAACGUCGUGACACCAUACGCCACGUGGGUGUCCGAAAUCAUGUGCCAGCAAACGCGGGUGGACACCGUCGUGACGUACUACACGAAAUGGAUGGACACUUUCCCAACGAUCCAGAGCCUCGCCAACGCCGAUCCCGACCAAGUCAAUGCCGUGUGGGCAGGCUUGGGGUACUACCGCCGCGCCCGCAUGCUCCACCAAGGAGCGCAGUUUGUCAUGGAAAAGUUUAACGGCGACAUGCCACGUGAUGUGGACUCGCUCAAGACGAUUCCAGGGAUCGGGCCAUACACUGCAGGAGCGAUAGCGUCGGUUGCGUUUGGACAAGUCGAACCCCUGGUAGACGGCAAUGUCAUUCGGGUAGUCUCGAGGCUACGUGCGAUUUCUGGUGAUCCCAACCACAAACCCCUCACCAAACAUUGCUGGGAAAGUGGCACUAAACUGAUCGACGCGGCACGCCCGGGGGACUUUAACCAAGCGCUCAUGGAACUUGGCGCUACCGUGUGUUCCAUUCAGACGCCGUCCUGUGCGUCGUGCCCUGUCCGAGACUUUUGCCACGCGUUGGCCCAAACCAAAAACGAGGAUUCAUCCAAACAAUCGACGGUGGCAGAUUGCUCCAUCUGCGACCUCACCAGGCUGGACGAAUGGGGUGUUGUGGGGGGGGCUGUUACUAGAUUUCCGCUGAAAACCCGGAAAAAAGCCCCUCGAGAUGAAGUCGUCAACGUCGCAGUCGUGUACCACCAACCUGUAGGCGAAACAGUUGACUCCCGGCGGUUCCUCAUGUUUAAGCGAGCACAAGCUGGACUGUUGGCCGGGCAGUGGGAGUUUUUGACAUUCCAGGUUGAAGAGUCCGACACUAUUCCCGACUAUUCGAGUCGAAUGGUGUGGGCGAAAGCGGACAUUUCAAACGCGUUAAACGUGCCGCCCGAUCAACUCGAAGCGCUGAUCGUUCACCGCCAAGACCUUGGGGAGCUCGUGCACGUGUUCUCCCAUGUGAAGCAUCACAUGGGAGUGGAGGAGGUCCAAGUUGCGCUGCCCGACGGGGCCUCGGUACCCGUCGAGUCUUCGACCAUGCGCUGGAUGACAUGCGACGACAUGGCCGAGGUGGGGAUAACCACGGGCAUGAAAAAGGUGUUGGCUCUUGUGACAAAAGAAGCGUCCAAAGUGCGCGCCAGAAACGAACGGGGCGCUGCCUCAGCACGCAAAGUCCGAGCCAAAACACAACCAGACUAUACAAAACCUAUCACGAGCUUCUUUCACUUGGCUGCGAAACCAUCGUGUAACGACCCCAAGUAGAAGCAAAUUCAUG
Aphanomyces astaci is the source of this 1462-nucleotide messenger RNA. Its product is annotated as A/G-specific adenine glycosylase. Gene Ontology annotation, cellular component: nucleus. Lineage: Eukaryota; Oomycota; Saprolegniomycetes; Saprolegniales; Verrucalvaceae. Gene Ontology annotation, molecular function: adenine/guanine mispair binding; purine-specific mismatch base pair DNA N-glycosylase activity; oxidized purine DNA binding. The record is from RefSeq and is a predicted model, not a curated record. The transcript has 9 exons. The coding region runs from base 1 to 1449 and encodes 482 amino acids. Gene Ontology annotation, biological process: base-excision repair; mismatch repair.